CACACGUCAACAUUAACAUCGAGUUGAGGAAUUUUGUUUCAUCAUCAUGAGCAUCCUGGACCAAAUACAUAGACAGAUUGCUCACCGGUUACAUUUUCCAUAGGAAGACUAGGCCCUGGGUGGGAGAUGACCAAAGAGGAUGUCCUGGUGCCAGAGUCUUCAGAGGGGGACACUGACCUGGGCCGUCACAGCACGUUGUCCCACAGUGGUGUAGCGCGCCCCACCAUCCACCAGGUGGCCUCGGCCCCCAUGCCCACUGACUGCGAGUUCUCCUUCUUUGACCCCGAGGAGGCCCAGUGCAGGGAGGUGCUGUUUGAGUCCAGCACCACGGUACCGGAGCUGUUUGCCGUACUCAGGCAGUGGGUGCCCCAGGUCCAGAAGAAUAUCAGCCUGAUCGGCAAUGAGAUCCUAAAGAGAGGCUGUGGUGUGAAUGACCGAGAUGGCUUGACCGACAUGAGCCUCCUGCACUACUGCUGCAAGGCGGGGGCACCCGGCAUAGGUGACGCAGACAUGGCGGCCAGCUUCGCCCAGCAACUCCUGUCCCUGGGGGCAGAGCCUGGUCUGCGGUCGCGGUGGACCAACAUGAGUGCCCUGCACUACGCCGCCUACUUCGAUGUGCCCCAGCUCAUCCGGGUGGUUCUGCACGCCUCCCAGCCCGGGGAGGUAGACACCACCUGCAGUGACUUUGACUUCGGCACGGCCCUGCACAUUGCCGCCUCCAACCUGUGCUCCUCUGCAGUCAAGUGUCUGCUAGAACUGGGAGCUAACCCCACCUUCAGGAACGAGAGGGGCCAGUGCCCGGCCGACGUGGUAUCCGAGCCCUUGGACAUGCUCUUGGAGAUGGCGGACGCCGCCGCCCUGGCCAAGGAGCUGCGCAGCCUGCUGAGGGAGGCCCUUCCCCGGCCCUGUGCCCCCCUGACCCUCCCUGCCCAAGAUCCAUCAGGCCUCUCCAACAAGGCUCGGCUCCAGCUCAUCACCAUGGGCAUCCAGCUGGGCGACCGCGUGGUCAUCGCCGGUCAGAAGGUGGGCACUCUACAGUUCUGCGGCAGCACCGAGUUCGCCGGCGGUCUUUGGGCCGGCGUGGAACUCGACCAAGCGGAGGGGAAGAAUGACGGAUCCGUCGCUGGAGUUCAGUACUUUUCCUGCCGCCUCAAACACGGGAUCUUUGCACCCCUGUCCAAGAUCAGCAAACCCUCAGAGCGAUGCAAAGCCAGCACCCAGAGAAGUGCCACCCCAAUACGGCCCUCUCAGCGCAUCAACCUGUCGCGCGUCACCUCCAAGAUCAACACAGGUUCUCCAUCCACCCCAAAAUCACCUGAUAAACCAAAAAGCUGCCCAGUUCCUGAACAGGGCACAGAUGACACCCCUGAGGCCAAGACAGGUGCUCUGUCUCGUUCCCUCUCUUCCUCUUCAUCCUCCCUGGACUCCAGACAUGGCCUGACCGUGCAACCUCGGCCGUUUCCACGACAACGGCCUCCCGCAAGGCAGCGGCGGGAACGGCUUCAGCCCAGCUCCAAAACCAUGCCCCCUCCGACCCGGUCUAAUCCCAGCCCCAACCUCAUUGUACCCCGGAGCCGGACUCCCUCGGCCAGUAGCUCCGUGUGUGACGGGCCCGAGGUGCGCCUAGGGGAGAGGGUGUUGGUAGUGGGCCAGAGAACAGGGGUGGUCCGCUUCUACGGCAAGACCAACUUUGCCCCAGGGUUCUGGCUGGGGAUCGAGCUGGACAAGCCCAGCGGGAAGAACGAUGGCUCGGUCGGCGGGGUGAACUACUUCAGCUGUCCUCCCAAACAUGGUGUCUUUGCCCCUCCAUCGCGUGUACAGAGGAUCCAUGGCUCUAUGGAUUGUCUUUCAGAGCUGUCCUCCUCACGUCUCAACCGUCCUUUUGCUAGAAUCAGGCGCAGCUUCAGCACGUCGACGGCCAUCGCUGCCCAGAAGGAGCAGAGCCAGAAGAGUACCGUCAACAGGUCACGUUCCAACUCCCACCGUCGGCGCUGGAGCACCCUGAGUGGUGGCUGGGGUCCGGGAACAGGUGGCACAGGAAGCUCCGGAGGAACCACUGCCACCACCACCUCGUCUGGCUCGGACGCCUCAGUGCGCCUCCACCUGGGCAUGCAAGUGCUGCUGAGCAGUGCGAACGAGAUGGCUCUGAUCCGCUACAUGGGCCAGGCUGACUUCGCCCCAGGCCUGUGGCUAGGCCUGGAGCUGCGCACCGCCAAGGGCAAGAAUGAUGGCCAGGUGGGCGACCGCCGCUACUUCACGUGCCGCCCGGACUACGGCGUGCUGGUGAGGCCCAGCCGUGUCACCUACCGCGGCAUUAAUGGUGCCCGGCUCGUGGAUGAGAACAGCUGAGGACACUAGGACCCAGGGGUUGGGUUGGGUUAGGUGGGUGGGUGGGAAAGCAGUAGAGCAAGCAUAUCGGAGAAAGGUUUCUGUUUUUUUGGGGGGGGUGGUUGUUUAGCGAUUUUCCUUUGUUCGUUUUUUCUUGGGUUUUGUGUUAGUUUCUUUUGCUACUUGAAAUGUCCCCCAAAAACAACACUACCUAAUUAGUUAUUGUUAUAUAAAUUUAAGAAAUGUUUUAUUUUAAGAUGUAUGUUAUGGUGGUGUGGCGAGCCUACAUUUUAACUACACAUCAGCUAGUUUGUCCUAUUUACUUGCUGAUUUACCUGUUUUGUUUUACCUGUUUACUCUACCCGUUGACCAUCAAUGGACACUAGAAAUCUAGAUAUUACAUUUCAAAUUGAGACUACGAGAGUUGUCAUGCUAUUGAACACACUGUAGGUAUGAGGCAACAUAAGCUUUGCUUGUCAUAGAUAGGUUUGAUAGGGUGAAAGAAAAUCAUUUUCAGAAAUAUUUAUACUUAUAAUUUUACUGUGUGAUAUGAUUUAAUUGAUGGAAAUGCACUUGAUUGAUGGAAAAUAUGUAUAAAUCCGAUACAGUAAAUGAAUACUUCCAUUCUUCCCUAAGCUCCCUCACUGUACUGUAUGUAGAGAUUUGAACUGAUAUCAAAGCUAACCUCUGGUCAGCAACGCAGCUAAGCACCUUAAAGCAAGACAAUGUCCUGGUACAGAGGUACUAAAAUAUCCCCUGUUUUGAACACUUUGGAGUAAAUGGAUAAGGCUGUUCGUGAUGAUAAUGCAGGGUUAUCUGGAUUCACUGCUGACUGUCCGAAAUGAGCAAGAAUGUGCACUGUGUUUGGCCAAUACUGAAUUUGAAUUCACUGCCAACUUGUGCUGAAUUGCUAAUUGACCAUCAGCUCCUACACCCUCGGCACUGCUGUGGAUCUGAGUAGAUUGGAUGGGUGGAAGCAAUAUGGUAAUAGGUUCACCUUGCAUUCUGAUUGGCUGGGUAUAAAUAUUGCUUAUACCUAUCAAUCGGUUUCAGAUCUAUAGGAGAGCAUAAAGGAUAUGGGCUAGGUGUUGUUUUGGAAUUCAGCCAUAUUCAGCCAUUAACGCUAUGGCACCACUUGAGUACUGGUAUAGUGCCGUCAAGUGAUGCCAAUUUAUACAAUUAUGGUCCUACACUGACGUGACACUCAUAGGCCUAUUGAUGUAUGCUACCUACUUUUGGUCAGAUUGGACACCCCACUGGCUCUGUGACAUAAGAUUUGUCUAAAGAUAACUUCCAUCUGCACGACUGCUAAUGACGUCUUAUGUCGUCCUUAUGACAAACUACAAAAUGCUUUGUGAAAGCUGGUUUCCGUGAAGCGCAUUCCAAAGUUAUAUACCGAUAAAGAUUACAGUCUUGACAAGUCAGCAGGCAACAAGCUAUUGAUUAUAUCUGUGGAGAAAAAAAAGAGACCUUAUUUAACACAAGCUCCAUGUGCCAUCCAAUAACAAAGGUAGAACGCAACAGUAGCCCAGAUUCUGAAUGCGAUGUACCAUCGAUCGGUCUGGUUGGGCCCUAUGCAAUUGAAAUGUGUUGGCAGGACGAAUCAUGGUUGCCUGAGAUAUUCGCCUGAGGUUUGGAGAUGAAAGAAGCUCGGUGGUAUGAAUGCUAAUUCAACUGCUCGUAUCUUUUCUCUGUAGUCAGUUCUGUUAUUUCUGUAAGUCACCGUCGUAACAGUCAGGUCUGUUAUGGUCAUUGUUGUGGCAAUUGAGACAAUUGUGUAACAGUCAUCGCCUUUUCAGUCAAUUCUGUAAUACUAUGACUUAGUACUGUUGGGUUCUAUAAUGUCUUCUCAGAUGACACAUAAUCGGAAAGCCCAAGUUAAAAUGCACUUGAAAGUCAUUGGUUGCAUAGUGUGUCUGCGCAGCGAAAGGGUUUCAGUAUGGAAUAGUGACACGUAGUGUAAAAAUUGUAUUUGUAAAAUGAAUAAAGAUUCUAUUCUAAUUUCA
Messenger RNA from Oncorhynchus masou masou (cherry salmon), 4334 nucleotides. RefSeq names its product CAP-Gly domain-containing linker protein 4-like. Gene Ontology annotation, cellular component: microtubule plus-end; nucleus; cell cortex. Gene Ontology annotation, biological process: cytoplasmic microtubule organization. The transcript has 16 exons. Gene Ontology annotation, molecular function: microtubule plus-end binding. The record is from RefSeq and is a predicted model, not a curated record. Bases 127 to 2349 code for a protein of 740 amino acids. NCBI's taxonomy places the organism in Eukaryota, Metazoa, Chordata, Actinopteri, Salmoniformes, Salmonidae.